CCUUUAUGUAAUGUACUAAGCUUUCUUAUUUUCUUUACAGUGACCAAACAGAGAGAUCCAGAGACAGGCCAGCAGAGCCUUCUCUUCCAGAUCGAUUACCCAGAGAUUGCAGAAAGCAUCAUGCCUCGCCAUCGGUUCAUGUCAGCAUAUGAGCAAAGGAUUGAGCCCCCCGAUCGGCGCUGGCAGUACCUCCUGAUGGCAGCAGAGCCCUACGAAACCAUCGCCUUCAAGGUGCCAAGCAGAGAAAUCGACAAAGCGGAGGGAAAGUUUUGGACCCACUGGAACAGGGAAACCAAACAGUUCUUCCUUCAAUUCCACUUCAAAAUGGAGAAGCCCCCAGCUCCCCCCAACCUCCCUCCUGGCCCUCCGACCGUGAAGCGACCUCCUCCACCUCCGCUGAUGAACGGAUUGCCCCGGCCCCCUCUGCCAGACUCGAUGCCUCCACCUCCUCCAGGAGGGAUGACUUUGCCCCCCAUGCCACCCUCUGGACCAGUACCACCUCCUCCAGUGCCACCUCAGCUGCCACCAGCGCCCGGUGUCCCUCCCCCCGCUCCUCUGCCACCCAUGAUGAGACCUCCCCUCCCCACGGAGGGGCCGGGCACUAUUCCCCCUCCUCCUCCCUCCAACUGAAGCCUCUCCAUCCCACCGGACUCGUCUGGCUCAUAGCUUUUUAUAUGCAGGUUACAACUGAUUGGGGUAAAAUAGUCUUAUUUUGUAUGCCAGUGAUUUUGAUUAGAUCCUGUAGAUCCAUUAAAAGGUUUUCACUUUUGUUUUCUCUCUUUC
Molecule: messenger RNA, 783 nt
Organism: Meleagris gallopavo (turkey)
Lineage: Eukaryota; Metazoa; Chordata; Aves; Galliformes; Phasianidae
Source: RefSeq, a predicted model, not a curated record